AUGCAAGAUAUCACCAAGACAGACAGCCUGGGACCACUAUUCGAGACGAUGAACACGAUGAACGAGAGAGAAUAUGGAAAGGCUGUCGUUGAAGCAAAUGUGUCUCAAUACCACGAACAGGCCACCUCAUAUGCCCUUUACAACUGGGAGCUUGGAGCGCACUGUAUUCUUCUUGCAAUGGACAGGUUCUUGGCAACACAGCAGUACGAUCUGGCAAUUCGAGUCGCAAGGUUUGUUUUCGAUCCGACGGUGGAUGUUCAAGGGCAAACUCGAAAGCAAGCGAAGACAGCUUGCUGGAGAUUCCGUCCCUUCAGAGACAUUGCAUCUGAUCCCACUGAGAACCAGGACAAGUUCACUGGUUGGCUAGAUGAGUCUACGCUUGACGUGGCAGUGACAGAAAGGAGACGUAACCCAUCUAACACACAUGCAACAGCGCGAACACGACCGCGAGCAUACAUGAAAUGGAUCGUCAUGAAAUACAUCGAAACGCUCAUCGCUGCCGGUGAUGAAUACUUCCGCCAGGCCAGCAUUGAAUCUCUCCCGAUGGCGAUCCAGCGAUACCUUGAGGCAGCACAUGUCCUCGGCCCAGAGCCGCCCAAGAUCCCCAAACUUGGCAAGGCAGCCGUGAGGAACUAUGAUACACUGAACAAAAAUGGCAGGAUGAGCGUCGAUCUCGAGCUGGCUUUCCCUUUCCUCUGCGAUGUCGAGAGACGGGGGACGAGACAGUUGAAGGACGACAAGCUGUAUGACGAGCAGGAUAGAUAUGGAGUCUUGGGAAUCCUUACAACGACGUAUUUUUGCCUACCAGCCAAUCCAAAGUACCAGACAAUGCGGGCGUUGGUCAACGAUCGGCUUUACAAGGCAAGGAACAACUUGGACAUCAAUGGUCGGCCGCUCGUGUAUGCCAUGAAUGAGCCGAGUAUCGAUCCAGGUCAGAUAGGCCGUGCCUUACAAGGUGGUGGAGGGGGGGUGACCUCACUUCUGAAUGAGAUGGAUGGCCCAAUGCCAAAUCAACGGUUCCAAUACCUCAUCUCCAAAGCACUAGAGAUAUGCAACACCGUUCAGAGCAUGGGAGAGCAAUUUCUACAAGCCAAGGAAAAGAAGGACUCAGAAGCUCUUCAGAUCCUGAAAGCGAAGCAGGACACGGCUCGGCAGAGGCUUGCAAUAAGUCUCAAACGUCUGCAGAGGGAGGAGAUUGAAAGAAACAUCGAGCUCCUGGAAAUGAACAGAUCUUCUGCUGCAGCUCAACUGAGCUACUAUCUACAGCUCAUGGGCGAACCAUUGGAUCGCAUACCAAGCGAAACGGACAAGUGGGUAGACAUUGAGCAGGCAAUCGAUGCACCGUUCACAGACGACCUUCGUAUGAAUCGACUGGAGCUCCAGGAAAUAAAGGGAACAGAUCUGGCUAACAAGCUAAACAUCGCUGCUUCAUACAUAGACAUCUGGGCGUUUAUGCUCAAGGCUCUACCGCAGGUGACGUCGAAUGUUGAGCCAAUGGGUGUUGGUGCGUCGCUCAAGAUGGACGGUUCGAUCCUGGCAUCAGCUGUUCAAGCUUCGGCCAUGACCCUCAGGACAGGCUCCCUGGCAGCCAGCACGAUAGCAUCCGAUGCCCAGCGCACAAACGCGCUCACGAGACAGUUACAAGAGAGGCGACUCCAAGCCAAUAUAAAGGGUCAGGAGAUCAAAUCGCUCGACAAACAGACAGAGAUCCAGAGAAAGCGACUAGAGCUCAAUGAGAAGGAAACGUGCAUUCAACAAGCAGAGAUUGAUAAUGCAGUUGAGAUGGAGCAGUGGUAUCAGUCCAAGUACACAAACGAGAAGCUCUACGGUUGGAUGGAGAACAUGAUCCGCAAUGUUCAUUAUGACCUAUAUCAGCUUGCAUCGGACCUCGCGCGUCGAGCUCAGAACGCGUUCCGCUUCGAGAAGGGAUCAUCGGUACAAGGGUUCUUACGACCUGGUGGUUAUUGGGAUAGCAGUCAUGAUGGCCUCCUUGCAGGGCAGCAGCUGCAAGCUGACCUGCGACGCAUGGAGGCCGCAUAUCUGGAGCGAUCAUCGUAUGACUAUGAGAUAGUCAAGAACAUCUCGCUCAGACAGCUCAACCCUGAAGCUUUGCUGAAUCUUAGAGCAAAUGGCACUGUCACCUUUGACAUUCCAGAGGUGUUGUACGACUUUGACUUCCCAGGUCACUACAUGCGACGCAUCAAAUCAGUCUCGUUAUCUGUUCCGUGCGUCAUCGGUCCCUAUACUGGCCUAAACGCAACACUGCGUCUCCUUCAGCAUCGUUACCGAGUAAGCUCUGUAGCAGCCUCUGGGGAAGAGUACACUGAGGACAGUAUGGCUUCGGGGCACUUCCGUACAGACAUAGUACCUAUCACUUCGGUUGCUAUCAGCUCUGGUAUUCAGGACUCCGGUGUGUUUGAGCUCAACUUCAAGGAUGACCGCUUCCAGCCAUUCGAAGGUGCUGGUGCAAUUGGUUCGUGGUCCCUUGAGCUCCCCACGGUUGUUCGUUCUUUCGACUACUCCACCAUCUCGGACGUUAUUCUGCAUGUCAGGUAUACAUCUGUGGACGGGGGACCGUUGCUCCGUAAUGCAGCCAACCAAGCUGUCAAGGCUUUCCGUUCCCAGGUUGAAGGCUUGGGCUCCGAAGGGCCUGGCCUUUUCGCCAUGUUUGAUAUCAAAAACGACUUCAGUAACGCAUGGUAUGCCUUCCGGUCAGGCCUCGCAAGCAAAUCUGUUGCGGAGUUAGACCUGUCUGGUAUCAAAGGUAGAUUUCCCUACUGGGCGCUGGGCAAGACCAUAGUCAUUACCGGCCUCAGCCUGGUAGUCUCUGGCGAGGUGACGAAAAACAAAUUAGUACAGCAAUCAAUUUCAAUUGCUGCUUUGGGAGUGGAAAAGCCCUGGGAUUCAGUUCCAUUGGGCAAAGCCACUAUGUUGAGCUUAUCACCAUUGAACACAGAGUUGGAUGAGAAGGAGCUGGAGUGGAAAUUGAAGGUAUCGAAUGAACAGGGCGACUUCACGGGAUUAGAAAACGUAGUACUGAUUUUGCAAUAUGCGUUGACUUGA
Fusarium mangiferae is the source of this 3063-nucleotide messenger RNA. RefSeq lists its product as uncharacterized. The record is from RefSeq and is a predicted model, not a curated record. NCBI's taxonomy places the organism in Eukaryota, Fungi, Ascomycota, Sordariomycetes, Hypocreales, Nectriaceae. The coding region runs from base 1 to 3063 and encodes 1020 amino acids. The transcript has a single exon.